Molecule: messenger RNA, 2023 nt
Organism: Cicer arietinum (chickpea)
Lineage: Eukaryota; Viridiplantae; Streptophyta; Magnoliopsida; Fabales; Fabaceae
Product: rust resistance kinase Lr10-like
Biological process (GO): protein phosphorylation
Molecular function (GO): polysaccharide binding; ATP binding; protein kinase activity
Source: RefSeq, a predicted model, not a curated record
ACCUAAACCUCCAUAAUUACUCAACACCAUGUCAAAUUUUCACAAUUUCCCUCUUCUACUAACUCUAUUCUUUCUCCUAUUACCAAAUCCAACAAUAUCCAAAAAUGGAUGCACCGAUAAAUGCGGAAGCGUUCACAUUCAAUUUCCAUUUAAUCUCAAAAACAACAACACAAACCAAACCAAUGCUCACGGAUUCGAUUUAUCAUGUACAAAUGAACACGAAACCGUGUUAGAAUUUCCCACAAUUCCACUCAAACUUUUCAUCAAACGCAUAGACUACAUAUCUCAAAGGUUCCAAAUCUACGACCCAAAAAACUGUCUUUCAAGUCAACUAUUAAAGUUAAAAAAUUUAUCAGUUUCGCCGUUUCGAUUUCACUUCCACGAGUAUAACAUACAGCGCAACGUUUCGUUCUUUCGUUGCGAUUCGAAUAAUGGGUGUUCGAUUUUGCAACGUGAUUUUGGCGGUGAUUUUAUUGAUCCUGAAUUGGUUUCAUGUAGAAAAGUUAGUGAUGUUAUGUCGGUGGGUUGGGUGGUUGAGGAAUGGGAUGAAGAUGAUUUGACAGAGAGUUUGAUUAUGGAAUGGUCUAAACCGAAUUGUAGUUUUUGUGAAGUUCAAGGGCAAAAAUGUAAAUGGAAAGAUGGUGGUGGUAGUAGAGGUGGUGAAGUUGAAUGUUUUGUUUGUCCUUCAAGUGGGAUUGCAAGAUCUACUGUUCUUCUAAUUACUGCUGGGGUCAUAGUUGGUUCAAUACUUUUGCUACUAUUGGUAAAUGGAUUGCUUCGCCUUUAUCGCUAUUUUAAGAUGAAAGGAGAUGACUUAGAUAGGAUAGAGAAAUUCUUGGAAGAUUAUAGGGCAAUGAAACCUACAAGAUUCACUUAUGCUGAUAUUAAGAGAAUAACAAAUGGUUUCAAGGAGAGUUUAGGAGAAGGAGCUCAUGGAACAGUGUUCAAAGGCAUGCUGUCCCAAGAAAUUCUUGUAGCUGUGAAGGUACUCAAUGAAACACAAGGAGAUGGAAAAGAUUUCAUCAAUGAAGUUGGAACGAUGGGAAAAAUUCAUCAUGUUAAUGUUGUUCGCUUGCUCGGAUUCUGCGCUGAUGGAUUCCACCGUGCUCUUGUCUAUGAUUUCUUUCCAAAUGGGUCAUUGCAAAAUUUCUUGGCUCCAUUGGAGAAUAAAGAUGUUUUUCUCGGUUGGGAGAAGUUGCAACAAAUUGCGCUUGGUGUUGCGAGAGGGAUUGAGUAUCUCCAUAUUGGUUGUGAUCAUAGAAUUCUUCAUUUUGAUAUCAAUCCACACAAUGUGUUAAUAGAUGAUAACUUGAGUCCUAAGAUUACUGAUUUUGGACUUGCUAAAUUGUGUCCGAAAAAUCAAAGCACAGUGUCUAUGACAACAGCUAGAGGAACCUUAGGCUACAUUGCGCCUGAAGUUUUCUCAAGAAACUUUGGAAAUGUAUCUUAUAAGUCUGACAUUUACAGUUAUGGAAUGUUGUUGCUCGAGAUGGUUGGAGGAAGAAAGAAUACUAAUAUGUCAUCCGAGGAAACAUUCCAAGUUUUGUACCCCGAAUGGAUCCAUAAUCUUAUCGAAGAUAAAGAUGUACAUGUUAAUAUUAAUGUUGAAGAUGAGGGAGACAUUAGAAUUGCAAAGAAACUUGCACUUGUAGGACUUUGGUGUAUUCAAUGGAAUCCGGUGGAUCGUCCAUCCAUGAAAACUGUGGUACAAAUGCUUGAAGGAGAAGGAGAAAAGUUAAUGGCACCCCCUACUCCUUUUGACUCUAUUGGUUCUACUAGAUCAAAUGCAAUUAUUCCAACUAGACAUUUAAAUUUUGAGUUAGAAGUUAUUCAUGAAGUAGAGUAAAUGAGUUUACUUUCAGAUUCAUCAAAUGUAAUUUAUACUUUAUUAUACUUUUUUAUUCUAAUUUACUUUAUAAUAAUUUUAAAAUGAAUUCGUUACCACUCACUUGCAAUGAGUUUUUUUUCUUCCUUUGUUUCACUGAUGUGGCCUUCAUAAUUCAAGUGGCUGGUUAUGUUAUAA